GGUCCAGAGCCCAGAGGGGCUCGGGAUUGCGGAAGUUUUGUGAAGAGGGUCGGGCGGCCGGAUAGCGCAGUGUUGCUUUAGAACAAAUUCCAGAAGGCAGUCUGCUGCUCGGGGUCCGAAAACCACCAGCUUCCCCGGGCUUGGGGCUGUAACACCGAGGGCUCUUCGACGUCGCCGCUGUUGGUUCUCCUCGUCCCUCGGUCCCCCUCAGGGAACCGCCUCGGAUCUCCGCCAUGGCAUCCACUUCGCCCAACCUCCAGAAAGCAAUAGAUCUUGCUAGCAAAGCAGCACAAGAAGACAAAGCUGGGAACUACGAAGAAGCCCUUCAGCUCUAUCAACAUGCUGUACAGUAUUUUCUCCAUGUAAUUAAAUAUGAAGCACAGGGUGAUAAAGCCAAGCAAAGUAUCAGAGCAAAGUGUACAGAAUAUCUUGAUAGAGCAGAAAAACUAAAGGAGUACCUAAAAACGAAAGAGAAAAAACCACAGAAGCCAAUGAAGGAGGGACAACCGAGUCCAGCUGAGGAGAAGGGGAAUGACAGUGAUGGGGAAGGAGAAUCUGAUGAUCCAGAAAAAAAGAAACUACAGAAUCAACUUCAAGGUGCCAUUGUUAUAGAGCGGCCAAAUGUGAAAUGGAGUGAUGUUGCUGGUCUUGAAGGAGCCAAAGAAGCACUUAAAGAGGCUGUGAUAUUGCCUAUUAAAUUUCCUCAUCUUUUUACAGGCAAGAGAACACCUUGGAGGGGAAUCUUAUUAUUUGGGCCACCUGGAACAGGAAAAUCCUAUUUAGCCAAAGCUGUAGCAACAGAAGCAAACAACUCAACAUUUUUUUCAAUAUCAUCCUCUGACCUUGUUUCUAAGUGGCUAGGUGAAAGUGAAAAACUGGUUAAGAACUUAUUCCAGCUUGCCAGAGAGAACAAGCCUUCCAUUAUCUUCAUUGAUGAAAUUGAUUCUCUGUGUGGUUCAAGAAGUGAGAAUGAAAGUGAAGCUGCACGUAGAAUUAAGACAGAGUUUCUAGUUCAAAUGCAAGGGGUUGGUGUGGACAAUGAUGGAAUUUUGGUUCUGGGAGCUACAAAUAUACCCUGGGUUCUGGAUUCUGCCAUUAGGCGAAGAUUUGAGAAAAGAAUUUAUAUUCCUUUGCCCGAAGCCCAUGCCCGAGCAGCAAUGUUUAAACUGCACUUAGGGACCACUCAGAACAGUCUAACAGAAGCAGAUUUCCGAGAACUUGGGAAGAAAACUGAUGGUUAUUCAGGGGCAGACAUAAGUAUCAUUGUACGUGAUGCACUUAUGCAGCCUGUUAGAAAAGUACAGUCAGCAACUCAUUUUAAAAAGGUUCGUGGACCUUCACGAGCUGAUCCCAACUGCAUUGUAGAUGACCUGCUAACACCCUGUUCUCCAGGUGAUCCUGGUGCCAUUGAAAUGACAUGGAUGGAUGUUCCUGGAGAUAAACUUUUGGAGCCAGUUGUUUCUAUGUCGGAUAUGUUGCGGUCAUCGUCUAACACAAAACCCACAGUCAAUGAACACGAUUUGUUGAAAUUAAAGAAAUUUACAGAAGAUUUUGGCCAAGAAGGCUAAACCAAAGACAACAAGGAAGAUGUUUAUUAUAUGUAUUCUUUCUUUCAUAGAUAUUUUUGUCUUUCUUGGAUGGCGUUCAGAUUAUUUCCAGUAAAACUCUUUUACCACAGGGAAAUA
This is a messenger RNA of Galeopterus variegatus (Sunda flying lemur), 1685 nucleotides long. RefSeq names its product vacuolar protein sorting 4 homolog B (S. cerevisiae) (gene VPS4B). The coding region runs from base 234 to 1568 and encodes 444 amino acids. The record is from RefSeq and is a predicted model, not a curated record. Gene Ontology annotation, biological process: endosomal transport; vacuole organization. Gene Ontology annotation, molecular function: ATP binding; ATP hydrolysis activity. NCBI's taxonomy places the organism in Eukaryota, Metazoa, Chordata, Mammalia, Dermoptera, Cynocephalidae. The transcript is spliced from 11 exons.